GAAAAUACCUAAUUGAACCAGUUCAUGAAAUGAAUGAAUUAUAAGAAAGACUUAUUACAUAUUAUAAGGAAUAUAAUGCGACGUUUAAGCUAACUUUGCUGAAAAUAAUCAAAAUAUCUAAUUUGAUAGCCACAUUUCUUGAAUAUUUCACGAAACGAAUAAAUGUUAAAAUAAGUAGCACAGAAAUAGAAGCCAGAAAAAUUAGAAAGAAACUGUUGUAAAGGACACUCAAUUUUGUGUAUACUGUAUAUAUCAACAUAGAUAAGCAUGCAAUAAGGUUACGGAACUUAAAACCGUACCGAACACUUAUAAAUUGCCUGCUACACAGAUAGUGGUCAACCUAUAACAGUUCUAAUUUAAUGACACUUCGUCGCAGUGAAAUGCCACUUUGAAAUACAUAAUUUAUAAAUGAAAUAUAUUAAUGAAAACAAUUCCAUUGAAAGAAUUUCGUGACCCUGAAGAUAAUGGACUAAGGGGCUAGGCAUUCACUAAAGUAAUUGACAAUUAUAAUUUUCUUUGGCUCAGUAAGCAGCCAACUCUAUGCCCCUAUUGCUUUUAACAAAUCGUGGUGCAGCUGGUAGAACACAGUGGGCACGAGAGCAAUGCCAAAAUCAACAACCUUAAUGCAAUCAUGAAUUCUAAACCCUUUAAGUUUAUUAGUGCCUUGGAACGAAGCUUGAAAAUUUUAGUGAUUUUAUUUUGCUUUAGUUCGGUUUUCAUUGCUUGGGUGCAUUUUUCUGGACAUAAUUAUAAUAAUGAGACGACAAAAGCAUACCAAGUAAUAGCCAAAGGAUCGAAAAAUCUUAAGUAUAUACUUUUUUGGACUAGAGCAGACUUUGCUCCGUUUUACUAUUAUGGUAAAGGGCAGACAGCUUUCAUUAAGAACAAUUGUUCACAUGUUAACUGCUUUGUAACCAGCAAUAGGAAAUUAUUCAAUUCUAAAAUGACCAAAUUUGAUGCUAUACUCUUCAAUGGACGAAAUUUGGAUUCUUUUGAUUUGCCAAAAGUAAGAUCUCCAAAUCAGAUGUACAUCUACAUGAUGACGGAAUCCGCUGACAAUUACCCUGUAUGUGAUCCAGUUUUCAACAAUUUCUUUAACUGGACUGCGACCUAUAGGCUGGAUUCGGAUAUACCCAUGACGUACAUGGUCAUUAGAAAUAUGAGUGGCGAAAUCGUAGGACCAAAAAUGAAAAUGGAAUGGGUAUCGCUUGACUCACAAAAUGUAUCAUUAAACGAAAAGUUUUACACGAGAAUGCAGAUGAAAAGAAAGACUGUAGCUUGGUUUGCAUCCAAAUGUUCUACUCUAGGUGGUAGAGAGACAGCAGUCAAUCGGCUACAGAAAGCUUUAUCGUCGUAUGGAUUGACGAUUGAUAUUUACGGCGCUUGUGGUGAUCUAUAUUGUCGAAAAAAUGAUGUUUCUUGUGAUGAGAUUCUAAGAAGAGAUUAUUUAUUUUAUUUGGCUUUCGAAAACUCUUUAGCAGUGGAUUAUGUUACGGAAAAGGUGGUAAGAGCCUUGCAGAAUGAUGUGGUCCCUAUUGUUUAUGGAAAAGCUGAUUAUUCCAGGUGA
This is a messenger RNA of Hyposmocoma kahamanoa, 1567 nucleotides long. RefSeq names its product alpha-(1,3)-fucosyltransferase C-like. The coding region runs from base 632 to 1567 and encodes 311 amino acids. Gene Ontology annotation, molecular function: alpha-(1->3)-fucosyltransferase activity. Lineage: Eukaryota; Metazoa; Arthropoda; Insecta; Lepidoptera; Cosmopterigidae. The record is from RefSeq and is a predicted model, not a curated record. The transcript has a single exon. Gene Ontology annotation, cellular component: membrane.